Molecule: messenger RNA, 998 nt
Organism: Colias croceus (clouded yellow)
Lineage: Eukaryota; Metazoa; Arthropoda; Insecta; Lepidoptera; Pieridae
Exons: 2
Coding region: 288-902 (204 amino acids)
Biological process (GO): DNA replication, removal of RNA primer
Molecular function (GO): RNA-DNA hybrid ribonuclease activity; nucleic acid binding
Source: RefSeq, a predicted model, not a curated record
ACUCAGCGUACCCACUUUUAAUCUCCUUUAUAAAUAUAAUUUCAAUUCCUUAUAAACUAUAUCAAUCUCCCAUUAACCCCCUCUUUUCCAAUCCCUUUGAAUCACUUGUCUACCGUCCUAACAUUACAUUUUGUAACAUCCAAAAGAAGUCUCCAGAUGCUUAUCAUUCCUUCCAGGCUAUUGUGGCUCGUAAUUGGGAAGGUUGGACACAUAUUUACACAGACGCCUCCAAGAUUUCUGAUAAAGAGAAUGUUGGUAUAGCUGUGUGGAUCCCGAAAUUUUCAGUCAUGUUGUGCCGCAAAUGUCCCCCUAUUACAUCAAAUUUUGUUGGCGAAGCUUUGGCCCUACUCGAAGCGGUAACAUAUGCGAUAAAUCACAAUCUUAAUAAAUCUAUAAUAUUUUCAGAUUCCAAAAGUUGUUUACAGUGCAUUCUUUCAAAUCAAUUUCGUAUAAAAACAAAAUAUCCCGUUAUCCUGCAGAUCAGGAAAUCUCUUUGGGAGUGUAAACUUAAAGGUAUGGAAAUAACUCUUGCAUGGAUUCCUGGACAUAGUGGAAUUCCGGGAAAUGAGUCAGCUGACUGGGGUGCUAAAUCUGCUAUGCGCAUUUCGUCCGAGUCUCAUGAUCUUGUUUACUCGCAUGACCUUUCUCUCCUCGCUAAGACCAGAUUAAUGUUCGCCUGGGAAAAGUCUUGGGCUUCUACAAGAUUUCAGAAGGGAAAGUUUUACUCAAACAUUCAGAAUGACAUCCCUGCUAAACCUUGGUUUUUCAAAUACAAGGACAUCAAUAAAAACGUCACAUCUUGUAUUAGCCGCUUGCGAUUGGGCCAUGCUUGUACUCCCGUCCAUUUAGCAAAAAUUAGGAUAUCAUCUGCGCUUGAUUUGAAACUGUUGGAUCUAAUUUGAACUUUUUGGACGUGAACAAACCCAUUCACUACAGGACAUUGGCAAAAUUGUGGCAACGCAGUACUGCCAUAAACUAAAAUAUUGAAUUGAAUUGAA